Messenger RNA from Coprinopsis cinerea okayama7#130, 813 nucleotides. RefSeq lists its product as hypothetical. The transcript has 16 exons. The record is from RefSeq and is a predicted model, not a curated record. The coding region runs from base 1 to 813 and encodes 270 amino acids. NCBI's taxonomy places the organism in Eukaryota, Fungi, Basidiomycota, Agaricomycetes, Agaricales, Psathyrellaceae.
AUGUCAGAGAUUGAGAGGCUGGCGAGCCAAGGCACUGCAGUCAAUCUGGUUGCAGCCGCUUCAAGGCCCUUUCAUUCCGAGAAUUUGUACGCUUUGACGAUUGCCUCUCUUCUUGAUGACGUUACGAUUCCUCCGACAGUUGCAUAUUUUAUCUUCGCUGGCUCGUCGUGUACUUCUUUAACCAUCUCUAAUAUUAUUGUACAAGUCAUUUGGGCAUUGUACCGGGAAAACAGAGUCGUCCUUUCCAUCGCAACAUUUUUCUACGUUGGCGGAGCAGCAACACUUAUCGGUCUAACGAUCCACGAUUACGUCGGGGAAGAGGUGUUGGUUGAUCGAACCCUACGGAACCUACCAGGGUGUUAUGCAUCCAGCGUUCCCUCGAUCAUCGCCGGGUUUUGGAUUGGUCCUCUGAUCGUUGAGAGCGUCCUCUUUGUCCUCGUUGUCUCUCGUGCUUUUUUCUGGUGGAGACAUGAAACCCGUAUCCCCGUUCUGUUAGCCGUCCUGGCCAGGGAUUCCACCCUCUACUUUGCGCUCGUCUUUGCGCUCCUUCUCGCCAACUAUCUUGUCUUCCAGUUUGGACCACCUGCCUUGUCAAGCCUAUUGGUUACACCCACGAUCACGGCGGGUUGCAUCUUGGGCUCUCAUAUGCUUCUCAACGUGCGAGCGAUGAACACCCUCGAGUCCGAGCCCCCUCGUCACGACAUUAUAGAUCUCACUAGCUGGCCACGAUUCAAUCCAACCCAGACGGUGCUAUGCGGCUCCGAUACCUCCCAUGGUCAGGACUAUAUUGGAAAACACAGAUAUGGGUCCUAG